AUGUCUCAGGAGUCGGAGUCGGCAGCUCAUGUAACUGCUUUGCAGAAGAUAGUCACUCUGCAGCACAUCCAUUCCCUAUACCUUGCAGCUCAGCAGUCUCAACCUCCUCGCAAAGAUAUCUCAUUUAAUAUUUUACAGCUUCAAGCGAUGAUAAACAAUAAUCCAUUGAUAAACCCAGAUUUUGACAUCUUGAACAUUAAAGGGUCUUUGGACGCAAUGAAACAAAAGAGACAAAAUGGAGAAGCAUUCCAAGACAUUCUAACUCCUGGACAAAUCGUGCAAGUGAUAUCAGAGAGUCUUUCUGUGGAUAGUGUCAGUGAACAAGUGAUAUCUCAAAUCCCCAAAAGUACAAUAUUUCGUCUUUCGAACAAGAUUGACAUUUCAUUGGUGAAAGACAGAUUGAUAAAGAUACUGAAUAGCUACAAAAACUCCACCCUGGAGGAAAUCACGAGCUUGGAGUUGAAAUAUAAGAACAAAAAAAAGGAGAUAGAGCAGAUUGAAACCGGGAGGAUCGAAGAUUUAAAGCUCAUUGGUGAGUUUUCUCAAGAGUCUGUGAUUGAAAAAUCGAAAGAUGCUCUUGAGGAGGCUGAAGACGCGCAGGAAGCCAGUCAGCAGGAACUUGUCAAUAUCGUGAAGGAAAAACUUGAGUCAGACGGGGGUAAGGAAAUCACAAAGGUUCUUCAAGAUCUUUCGGAUAACCAGAAGAAGGACGGUAAAAUUGUUUUGGAUGAAGAACAGCUAGAAAAGACUUUAGAAAUGGCCAAAGGUGAUGCACUAGGAGCAGAAGAAAAAGUGGGUGAUAAUGAUGACGCAGACAAAGAGAUGGAUGAAGGGGGCGAGCCCGAGGCCGAAUCAUCGGCCCAAUUCCACUCAGUCGCUCAUUUGAAAGAAAAUAAGAGUGAGCCACUGGACACCCCCUCCGAACCUCAGGAAGAGCCAGUGCCCAAUGCCAUAUUGAGUGCUGACUCCGAACCCCAAACGAAACUGGAAUCCAAGUCGGCUUCCAAAGAAAUACCAUCGCCAACUCCAGAACCUGCUACGCCCGCAACACCGGCAAUUGGAGAAGAAGAACUUGGGAGCAAGCGUCGCGGAUCAGAUAGCGUGCCUCCUGGUUGUACCAAGCGCUUCAAUGCUCUUUCUGCACAAUUUCUUACACAGAUAUCAUCCAACCGGUUUGCCUCAAUGUUCAUGCAACCAGUGAAUGAAAACGAAGAGCCCAAUUACUACAAGCUAAUACGGCAUCCUGUGGACAUUAAAAGUUUGGGUAAAGCUAUUCGGACGGGUGAAAUUAAAACAUUCGACGAGUUAGAAUUUGAGCUUCAACUGAUGUUCAGCAACGCAAUUAUGUACAACGAUAUGCAUCAGACAGAAACUUACAAAUGGACGAUUGAAAUGAUGGAAGAAGCGCAGAACUUGUUGAGCCUUUUCCGUGAAUCAUCCAGCAAUUGA
This is a messenger RNA of Ogataea haglerorum, 1449 nucleotides long. RefSeq lists its product as uncharacterized. The transcript has a single exon. Gene Ontology annotation, molecular function: protein binding. The record is from RefSeq and is a predicted model, not a curated record. Lineage: Eukaryota; Fungi; Ascomycota; Pichiomycetes; Pichiales; Pichiaceae. Gene Ontology annotation, cellular component: NuA4 histone acetyltransferase complex. Bases 1 to 1449 code for a protein of 482 amino acids.